Molecule: messenger RNA, 1350 nt
Organism: Notothenia coriiceps (black rockcod)
Lineage: Eukaryota; Metazoa; Chordata; Actinopteri; Perciformes; Nototheniidae
Product: brefeldin A-inhibited guanine nucleotide-exchange protein 1-like
Exons: 4
Coding region: 80-634 (184 amino acids)
Source: RefSeq, a predicted model, not a curated record
GUGUGUGUGUGUGUGUGUGUGUGUUCAGCGUGACGCCUCCUCUGCAGCAGACGUCCCCCCCGAGCUUCAGGACCCCGGCAUGUAUCGCUACCUGACCUCAGAUCAGCUGUUCAAACUUCUCGACUGCCUUCUGGAGUCACAUCACUUCGCAAAGGAUUUCAACUCCAGCGCAGAGCAGAGGACCAUUCUGUGGAGAGCCGGGUUCAAAGGGAAGUCGAAGCCUAACCUCCUGAAGCAGGAGACCAGCUCUCUGGCCUGUGGGCUGAGGAUUCUCUUCAGGAUGUACAAGGACCCGGGCCGGAGCGACGCCUGGGACGAGGUGCAGAGACGCCUGCUCAGUGUGUGCAGCGAGGCCUUGGUGUACUUCCUGUCUCUGACGUCAGAGAGCCACAGAGAGGCCUGGACCAACCUGCUGCUCCUCUUCCUCACCAAGGUGAUGAAGAUCAGCGACGACAGGUUUAAAGCCCAUGCGUCCAGAUAUUACCCCCUGCUGUGUGAGAUCAUGCAGUUCGAUCUGAUCCCAGAGCUGAGGGCCGUCCUCAGGAAGUUCUAUCUGCGAAUUGGCAUCGUUUUCAACAUCGCUCAGCUGCCGGAGCCCCAUGAUGAAGAGGAGGAAGAGGAAGAGGCACACUGAUGCUGCUACACACACACGCCUUUACUCACACGUCCUGUCGGCGGACCCCAACUACUGACUAACAGCUCUGUGACAGAAGGAUCUAUAUUUCCACAACGUGUGCUUCUUACUGUAUUUAAAGGAGAAGACGGUCCGAUGCAAAGAGACAGACGUAGUGACUGUGUGUCCUCGAGGCUAGCGUUAGCACUGCUAGCUCCCGGGGAACCGCUGUGUAAUAUAAUCUGAUAACACUAGAUCUCAUUUAUUUUCUGUAUUUGGUUCCUCUGGAUUUGCUGCACUUGAUCUCUCUCUGAAUGCACUGGAGAUUUGACUCUGUGAUCAUUUAUUUCUCUGCAGAUUAUCAGCGUGGAAAGUGAAGGUUAAAUUAUUCCAUUUGAUAUGUUUUAGGUUUUUAUUUGAUUUAGAUACUGGGGCUUCUGACAGAUCAGAGCUAAUGAAAGCUGCUUCGAGUCACUAGUCCAUGUUUAGGUUUCACUCGUGUACAAAAUCAGAAGUUAAUAAUAUAUGUAAUGUUUGGUUUGGGGAGAGCUAUCUGUAUAGAGAAGACGACGUUAGCUGUGCUUUAAGUUUGAAUGGGAAGCGUUCCUGUAGAAAACAACAUGUAUAUGAAACAGCAAUGUAAAGUUUUCUAUGUCGCAAAAAAUGUACGACUUUCUGUACGAGACUUCAUCCGGCAUCCUAAUCAGGUUCUAGGUCAAUAAAGUUUUUGAACUUGG